AUGAUUCGGAAUGGCUUACCAAGAGCCACAUUAUACACUCGCUAUGUAUGUCUCCGGAGAGACCAUGCCUGCCGCAAAUUCAGCAAGUCUCCCGCCUUGAAUUGGCCCCAACAAUGGCACAAGCCCACCAUUCAACCAACACCCUGCCUACCAUCACUACGGACCUAUUACCAUGACUCUACCAAAUCGACUCUCGAUUUUGAGCCUGAUACUAUAUAUGCGCUCUCUACAGCCCCAGGCCGAGCUGGCAUAGCCAUUGUUCGCAUCUCAGGACCUUCCUGCCUCAAGAUAUAUGACACCCUCUGCCCCUCCAAGCCACCCCCAAAACCUCGACAUGCGACCCUCAGAACGCUGCACGAUCCCCUCAUCUCCACGUCGGCGUCCAACGUCCUCGACUCUGACGCAUUGGUCCUUUAUUUCCCUGCGCCAAACACCGUUACAGGCGAAGAGGUAUUGGAACUGCACAUACAUGGAGGACCAGCAACUGUGAAAGCGGUAUUAUCCGCUAUUCCACGAUGUGCUUCAAGGAAUACAAUCCGUUAUGCAGAACCCGGCGAGUUUACAAGGAGAGCAUUUCAGAACAACAGAUUGGACUUGGCGCAAGUAGAGGCACUGAGCGAUACCUUGUCAGCAGAAACUGAGCAGCAGCGGCGUGCUGCUGUGCGAGGCAAUUCCGGCAACCUGGGUCGCACGUAUGAGGCCUGGCGUCAGCAGCUAUUGUAUGCGCGAGGCGAGAUGGAGGCAUUGAUUGAUUUCUCAGAGGAUCAGCAUUUUGACGAGUCGCCCGCAGAGCUCCUAUCUAAUGUCACAGCCCAAGUCAAUGUUAUGCUAGGCUCUAUCGCUUCUCAUGUAUCUGCUAGUCAUCGCGGCGAAUUGUUGAAGAGAGGCAUCCGUAUUUCGCUCCUUGGACCCCCCAACGCGGGCAAGAGUUCACUGCUCAACCAAAUCGUCGGGCGAGAAGCCUCGAUAGUUAGUCAGGAAGCAGGGACUACGAGGGAUAUUGUGGAGGUCAAUCUUGAUGUCCGGGGUUACCUGUGCACCUUCGCUGACACGGCGGGACUGAGAACGGCAUCGACAACACCAUCAGCACAAGAGGCGAAUCCAGUGAUUGGAGCCAUCGAACAAGAGGGCAUCAGACGGGCCAAGGCGAAGGCAAGCGAAUCUGAUGUGAUCGUUGCCCUUGCUUCGAUUGAGUCGUCGUCUUCCCUGCAAGGCUGGGAAAUUCGAUAUGAUGCUGAAACGCUCUCGAUAGCGGCCAGGGCCCAACAGGCCCUUCUUGUGGUAAAUAAGUGCGAUACCGUAUCUUCAGAGACGCUAUCAGAUCUGCUUUCGAGCUUCAAACUUACUGCUUCGGCGUAUUUCUCGGGCAAAGCCGUCCCUUUGAUUUCGGUCUCCUGCCGAGACGCGCAGACAAGGCCAACGACUCGAGAUCCAGGCAACGUAGAUCAUUUUACUAAUCAACUCGUCUCUCUGUUCAAGGAUAUGACAAAUCUUCCACCUGACCUCGAAGAUCUUCUUGGCGUAACGGAACGACAAAGACAGCUUCUCUCCGCCUGCGCCUCUCACCUCCGAGACUUCACAUCUGAAGCCUCCAUAUCAUCCGACAAUGAAUGCGACAUCGUUCUCGCGGCAGAGCAUCUACGAUCUGCUGCAGACUGUCUAUCCCGCAUAACAGGAAAAGGCACAGCUGGCGACGUGGAGGAAGUGCUUGGCGUAGUCUUCGAGAAAUUCUGCGUAGGCAAAUAA
Messenger RNA from Lachnellula hyalina, 1746 nucleotides. It is a transcript of the gene mnmE, whose product is annotated as tRNA modification GTPase. The coding region runs from base 1 to 1746 and encodes 581 amino acids. Gene Ontology annotation, molecular function: GTP binding; GTPase activity; protein binding. The record is from RefSeq and is a predicted model, not a curated record. Lineage: Eukaryota; Fungi; Ascomycota; Leotiomycetes; Helotiales; Lachnaceae. The transcript is spliced from 3 exons. Gene Ontology annotation, cellular component: cytoplasm; mitochondrion. Gene Ontology annotation, biological process: tRNA wobble uridine modification; tRNA methylation.